CAACUGAGGUUUACAUAACUCCCCUUUGUAUAAAUAAAAAAGAAAGUCUUUGUAAUGAAAACCUUUAUGACAUCUAUGAGCAGCAGGUGUUAUGCCUAGCUGUUUUUGGUCUCAACUCAAACAUUCUUUCCCACUUUUUGUUCGUAUUCAUAUUCAUGAUAUGCUUACACCACUCCUUUCCUUCCUUUCCUGAACCAGUCUUAGUCCACGCCUGCCUUCUAGUUCUUCCCACUUGUUCAUAUUAUAUUUCUUCUCCAUAGAAGAGAGGAGGCCAGUUCGAGAGGCAGAGAUGAUUGAAAGAUCACAUGUUAUUGUGGGCAUGGUUUGCUUUGGAAUUUUCUUAACCCUUUUCAUCUUGGUAUUAUGGAAAAGAUAUUUCCAUAAAAGUGACAAGGAAACUCUUGACUUAACAACCAGAACUGCUAGAACAGAUAGACUUCAAUCUGGGAUCAUCAGGCUUCACCAACAAGAGGGUUUUCAUCACCAUCAUCAUGAUCAGGUUGAAUUUAAUAGCAAAAGAACGGGAAAUUAUUACAUGUUUCGACGUGGGGUUUCUGGGAAGCCUCUCUUUAGUUGGUCUGAUUAUCCAUCUUUGAUCACCGAUGCCGUUGAAAAUGGAUGGUCACGAUUCGCUUUCACGGGCUAUAUGUCAUCUCCUUCGACGAGAUCAAGGAUAUUGGGGUUGUGCACGGUUGGUGAUCUCAAAAGAGAAGUAGAGCCCGAAACGAGUUGGGAAAUAUGUCAGGAAUCGGCCGAUUUCAUGCAGAAAAUAAGGCUAAAUCCAGGGAUGAAGAAAUCUUUGAAUGCAAGCAAUCCAUCUAUGGCGGCGGCGUCUGCGAUCAGAACAGCUCUGCCUUUACCGGGUCCUCCUUUGGGGAACUCCUCUUUCCCUCAAGAGGCUUAUUUCGAAAUCACCAUCUUACUUUGUCGAAGCAGUGAUGAUGAAAUCCAGUCCAUUGGAAAAGUCAAAGAAGGUGAGAAGACCAAACUCAUAGAAGAGAACUCUAACGCAAAAGCCAAUUCGGAAUCGUUACUCCACCUUAGCAGUACAAACAGAGUUACCAAGAUUGACGAUUUGAAGCUUGGUGUUAGAGAUGACGGAAUAGUAGGUGACGCCGUUUUGUUGUCGGUAGGUCUCAUCGCCGGAGGCUCUCUUCCUUUGAAACUCCCCGGAAGCUAUCCAGGAAGCAUUGGCUUCAACUCUGACGGUUCUGUUUUCGUUGACGGUAUAAAACUGGCGUUUGAAUCAGAUAAAGCUGAAUGGGGAAGACUAGACAAGGUAAUCGGAUGUGGGUUUGAUCCUAGACAGAAGAAAGUAUUCUUCACCGUCGAUUCCCAGGUGAUCCACCUAAUCCAUUGCAAAUCAGAGGAGUUUGGAGGGCCGCUAUAUCCGACUCUAGCAGCAAACGGUGACGUUUUGGUUCUAGUCAACUUUGGACAAAGUGUCUUCAAAUAUGGGCCCGCCAAUGCCCAACGGACACCGAACCCAUGUUUCAUCGGCUCAGCAGUGAAUUCGCCUGCGGCGGCUAUUGGCUACGAAGACAGUAAAGAGCUCUUCUCAAUGGGAAGAAUCGACUCGCAGUGGCUCAAUCGGUGUACCACUCGAGGUAGCCAGAAUCCAGGGAACCCGAACCGGCCUCUGGAUUUCGAUGAGGAGUCUGAGGCGGACUUGUUUGAAAUCGUUUUAGAUAGUUGCGGAAGGUCCCCGAACGUAGUGUCGUAGAUACAUAAUCAUGUCGUUUAACAAAAAUACCAAAGUUAAGAAAACCGACGUGGUUCGAUGGUGCUCGAUGCUAGCUCGAUGGGGCCUUCAAAAUCAAGAUUUUCAUGACAAAAUUAACAAUGCUCAAUGGUGUUCGAUGCAAUUCUUGCAAGUUACGUAAUUUUUCACUCGGAUGUCCGUUUGGUGUGAAUUUUGUUUUAUUUUGGGUCUUUUUUCAAGAUUUACACGUUUGAGAUGUGUAUAUACACAUUUUGGAAAUGUAAAUCUUGAAAAAAAUGACAAAUGCAAAACAUACCUCAUGUUCAAGAUAUGUUUUGGUAUGUUUACAAGUUCUGAACUUUGAAAAUGUGUAUGUGAACAUCUAAAACGUGUAGAUCUCAAAAAAAAUACUAAAAAAAAAUCAUCCCAAACAGACACCCGAGUGAAAAAUUAUGUCUAUUACAAGAAUUGCAUCGAACCACCAUCGAGCAGCGCCGAUUUUUUUCAUGAAAAUCUUGAUUUUGAAGGCUCCAUCAAGGUAACAUUGAAUACCAUCGAGCAACCAUCAAGUUGGGCAUGAUUUUUGAGUUAUUUUUCAAAUUUGAAACUCUAAAAUAUGUAGAAAAUUGACUUUGUUCGAUUGUUGCUCGAUACCAGCUCGAUGGGGCCUUCAAAAUCAAGAUUUUCAUGAAAAAAUCGACGUUGCUCGAUGGUUGCUCGAUGGUGGUUCGAUGCAAUUCUUGUAAGAGACAUAAUUUUUCACCCGGGUGUCUGUUUUGGAUGAUUUUUUUUU
Messenger RNA from Humulus lupulus (European hop), 2495 nucleotides. RefSeq lists its product as uncharacterized. The record is from RefSeq and is a predicted model, not a curated record. Gene Ontology annotation, molecular function: protein binding. NCBI's taxonomy places the organism in Eukaryota, Viridiplantae, Streptophyta, Magnoliopsida, Rosales, Cannabaceae. Bases 290 to 1723 code for a protein of 477 amino acids. The transcript has 4 exons. Gene Ontology annotation, biological process: cell-cell adhesion.